AUGCCGCCCGGUCGCCUUUCCGCCCAGCUGCGCUUCUACGGCAUCCCCUUUACUUCCAAGCACACGCGCAGCGACCUCUUUGGCGCGCUCGAGGCCGCGCACAAGGCACGCAAGGUAGGUGACGUUACCAACAAGGCCAUAGGCCACCGUGUGACCAGCGGUGUUUAA
Gaeumannomyces tritici R3-111a-1 is the source of this 168-nucleotide messenger RNA. RefSeq lists its product as hypothetical. The transcript is spliced from 2 exons. NCBI's taxonomy places the organism in Eukaryota, Fungi, Ascomycota, Sordariomycetes, Magnaporthales, Magnaporthaceae. The record is from RefSeq and is a predicted model, not a curated record. The coding region runs from base 1 to 168 and encodes 55 amino acids.